Messenger RNA from Ilex paraguariensis (yerba mate), 738 nucleotides. Lineage: Eukaryota; Viridiplantae; Streptophyta; Magnoliopsida; Aquifoliales; Aquifoliaceae. The record is from the annotation of a GenBank genome assembly.
AUGCAGAAAGUUUGGAUGUAUGAAGAGUAUGGUUCCAAGGAAGUGCUCAAGCUAGGAGACUUGGCAAUUCCUACUCCCAAACAGUACCAAUUGCUUGUCCAAGUUAAAGCAUCUGCUUUAAAUCCUAUUGAUUUCAAGCUGCGCCAACAACCCAUUGUUCCUAUAGAUUUCCCUGUGAUCCCGGGAUGCGAUAUGGCCGGAGUUGUGGUGGUGAAAGGAGGCGACGUAUCGAGAUUUGACAUCGGAGAUGAGGUGUAUGGGAACAUACAAGAUUUCACUGCAGAAGGGAAGAUGAGGCAGCUUGGGACACUGGCAGAAUUCAUUGUUGUAGAGGAAAAUUUGGUGGCUGCAAAGCCGAAAAACGUUUCGUUUGAGGAAGCAGCAAGCUUGCCUUUGGCAGUUCAAACAGCAGUUGAAGGUUUCAAAAUUGUGGGGUUUAGAGAGGGUCAGACUGUUUUCGUGGUUGGCGGAGCCGGUGGCGUCGGAACACUGGUUGUUCAGCUGGCUAAGCAAAUGUAUGGAGCUUCUGUGGUGGCGGCAACAACUAGUACUUCAAAGGUGGAGUUUGUGAAGAGCUUGGGUGCAGAUAAGGUUGUUGACUACAACAAGACUAGAUAUGAAGAGGUUGAGGAGAAAUAUGAUCUUGUUUAUGACACAAUUGGUAACUUUCUCACCCCAACUUUGCUGAUUAUAGCUAAGGAAACAUCAACCCUUAAAAUCAACGAGUUACAAAUCUAA